AUGGCGGUGGAUAAUUGGACCAUAAAUCUGGAAUGCGAUGGGAAAGCUGAAGGACAUAAACAUGUGCAAAGGGAAAUGGAUAGAGAUGAGAUAUGCUUUUUCAACUUGAUUGAUCUGAUCGAGGGUUCUGGGUACACAUCAGUCAACUAUCUAUACUACAAGAGAAAAGAUAGCUUGGUUGUAAUACAACAAGAUUCUGAUGUGAUGGAAAUGCUCAACGAGUGUGAGAGCGAAAAGACGGUUAAUUUAUUUGUGACGAGGCAGAGACUGGCCACUUUAGCGCCUACCAAGUCUAACAAAGAACCAUCCAAAUCUAAGCCAAAAAAAAAUAAAGGACAACUAUUCCAAUUUUUGGGCACCAUAGCAAGAAAUGGUGGUUACUGUCGUGUUGGUGCCAAAGAUUGGAGAGAAGUUAAGAAAAACAAUGCAGAAACCAUAAUUCAAUUCAUCCAGACAAAGUUCUUAUAUCCUCAUUCAUGUGAGAAAUGGAUAUUGAAAUCAAUUGGAAGAGAUCGGAGAAAAUACAAGGCAACAUUAAAAAAGUCACUAUUUAAUCCAAAGAAGAAAAAGUCUGUUUUGAACAAGCGUUGUCCAGAUGAUAUCGAUGAAGAUCAAUGGAAGGCCCUAGUAAAAUAUUGGAAGUCCAGCGAAGGACAAAGGCAAACUGAUCCUGAAAAAAAACAGCCACAUAGAGCAAAGGUUUACCUCACAACUCACAGGAAAAGGGGAAAAGGGAUAAAUGAACCAGUGGUGUUGGGAGAAGGGAAAGCUGGACAAGUGCACGACAUGGGAUUGCUUCCAGUUCCUAAACUAGUUUAUGGUCGAAGAACACACCAUUUUAAGGACAUUAAUAUAGUUUCACUAGAUGGCUCAUCAUCUGAUGUAGAGACUCACAUGUUGGAGGAAAUAAGGCAACUCAAAGAGCAUUCUAGAAUGCAAGACAAAGUUAUUCAAGAACUAAAAAACAAUCAAAGGCACCGUGAGAACCAAGAAGCAACAAUGGGACAUUGUGCUAGGAGUAAUUAUAACAAUUCUCAGCAUCAAGCGGUGCUUUCUAAAAGAAAGAGAGUUCACUGUGUUGCACCCAACCAGAAUGAUGGAUUCCUUGAACACAGGGAUGAAUUGAAUAAAGAAACAUGUGAGUCUGAAUAUAGUGAUGAUGACAGUCUACUUUUAUCCACCACAAGUAAAACAACAAAGAAACAAAAGGGUCAUCAUGGAGGGUCUGGAGAGACUACAACCAUUGCACACCAGGAGGUGGCUCAUGACAAGGUUACAUGCAACAAGCGUCAAGCACCUAAACAAUUUCCUGUAAUGAAGGUUGGGUCCAUGGUGCUACUAAUGACUUCAAAAUAUCCUAAUAAGGCUAAUGUGGCCAAUGCAACUCUCUUGAGCACUGAUCCAGAAGCCAUUGUUGGUGGAGUUAAGACAGGAAGUCAAUUCUACAAAGUGCGUAUCGAUCAUGCUAUAGCAAAAGAUGAGCCAUUAGUGAGGCCUAGGCUUGGGUGCAACAAUAUUGGUGAUGCUCAAUCCAAAGGAGUCUCAAUUGCUUGGCCUUCGAUGUUUGUAUGUUCAAACUAG
This is a messenger RNA of Miscanthus lutarioriparius, 1581 nucleotides long. The record is from the annotation of a GenBank genome assembly. NCBI's taxonomy places the organism in Eukaryota, Viridiplantae, Streptophyta, Magnoliopsida, Poales, Poaceae.